Messenger RNA from Quercus robur (English oak), 756 nucleotides. RefSeq names its product G-type lectin S-receptor-like serine/threonine-protein kinase RKS1. Gene Ontology annotation, molecular function: protein kinase activity; ATP binding. Gene Ontology annotation, biological process: protein phosphorylation. Bases 1 to 744 code for a protein of 247 amino acids. The transcript is spliced from 4 exons. The record is from RefSeq and is a predicted model, not a curated record. Lineage: Eukaryota; Viridiplantae; Streptophyta; Magnoliopsida; Fagales; Fagaceae.
AUGUUGGCAAUUCUGGGAGUUCCUGUUGCAGUAAUGGUUCUUUUUGUGGUCUCCAUUGUGUAUUGGUUGGUAAUGAAGAAGAAAAGAGGGAAGAGGCAAAGCACAGAUUCAUAUGAAUCUAGUGCCUGUCGUGUACCAAGCUUAGAAGACUCUACAAGUAGAAGGAACCAUGAUGGAACUGGAAGAGAUUCAAAUUUGCCAGUAUUUGAUCUAAAAAACAUUAUUGCAGCCACAAAUAAUUUCUCUGUUGCUAACCUACUUGGUAAAGGUGGCUUUGGCUUAGUUUAUAAGGGUUUGCUAAAAAAUGGAAUGGAAAUAGCUGUGAAAAAACUAUCAAAAAACUCAAGACAAGGAAUAGAACAGUUCAAAAAUGAAGUUGUGCUAAUUGCUAAACUCCAACACAGGAACUUGGUGAGAAUUUUAGGUUGUUGUGAUCAAGGAGAAGAGAAGAUGUUAAUUUAUGAGUAUUUGCCAAACAAUAGUUUGGACUCUUAUAUUUUUGAUGAAACAAAAAGGUCAUGGUUAGAUUGGGGAAAAAGAAUUGAGAUUAUUUGUGGAAUUGCUCGAGGGAUCUUAUAUCUUCAUCAAGACUCAAGAUUAAGAAUUAUCCAUAGAGAUUUAAAGGCUAGCAAUGUUUUACUUGACAUUGCAUUGAAUCCAAAAAUUUCAGAUUUUGGUAUGGCUAGAAUCUUUAGUGGGGACCAAAUUGAAGCCAAUACAAAUUGUGUUGUUGGAACAUUGUAAGUGGGUUAAAGA